UUAACAAGAAAGUAGAACAUGGCCCCGUGGAGGGGCCAUUCGUUCACUUGAGCUGUUCCUCUCUCGAAAUAUAAUUUCUGUUCUUCGAUUUCUCAUAGAUUUAGUUUUAAUUGCCACUUUUUUGAUUUAACAGAAAUGGGUGAUGGGUCUGGGCUGUUGUGGAUUGGAAGGGUGCUUAUUCUUCUCCAAUUGGUUAUUGGAAUUCUCGGCUGGGGAAAGGAAGGCCACUAUGCUGUUUGCAAGAUAGCAGAGGGAUAUUUAACUGAAGAUGCUCUAGCUGCAGUCAAGGAAUUGCUUCCGGAUUCUGCUGGAGGUGACCUUGCAGCUGUUUGCCCCUGGCCUGAUGAGAUCCGAUUCCACUAUCGCUGGAGUAGUGCCUUACAUUAUAUUGAUACACCAGAUUUCAAGUGUAAUUAUCAAUAUUGUAGGGAUUGUCACGACUCUGCUGGACAUAAAGACAGAUGUGUAACCGGAGCAAUUUUCAACUACACAAACCAACUUACAUCAGCAUAUCAGAAUUCCAAUUCAGAGUUCAAGUACAAUUUAACAGAGGCGCUUAUGUUUUUAGCCCAUUUUAUUGGGGAUGUUCAUCAGCCCCUGCAUGUUGGUUUCACUGGCGAUUUGGGUGGAAAUACAAUAACAGUCCGUUGGUAUCGUAGGAAGACAAAUCUACACCACGUAUGGGAUGACAUGAUUAUUGAUUCAGCCCUGAAGACAUUCUAUGGUUCAGAUCUUGCAAACAUGAUACGAGCAAUUCAGAAUAAUAUGACAGAAGGAUGGUCCAAUCAACUGCCAUUAUGGGAAUAUUGUCAAAACAACCGCACAGUUUGUCCAGACUCGUAUGCUUCUGAAAGCAUUAGUUUGGCAUGCAAGUUUGCAUACAAGAAUGCCACACCUGGAAGCACUUUGGGAGAUGAUUACUUCCUUUCUCGGUUGCCUAUUGUGGAAAAAAGGCUUGCUCAAGGCAGCAUCCGCUUAGCUGCCACCCUCAACCGCAUUUUUGCUUCUCAAGGCAAGAUUGCUUACGCAUGAGGACAAAAGAGUUAGAAAAGCAUCUUCAAUUGAUAAAACAGAGGUGGGGCCACCAGACUAUUUCAUAUGCAGGACAGCCUUCCCUUUCACAACACCUCAUGAGCCAAGCCGAUUAAUUAUCUCUUUCUC
Molecule: messenger RNA, 1161 nt
Organism: Hevea brasiliensis (rubber tree)
Lineage: Eukaryota; Viridiplantae; Streptophyta; Magnoliopsida; Malpighiales; Euphorbiaceae
Product: endonuclease 4
Exons: 9
Coding region: 136-1032 (298 amino acids)
Biological process (GO): DNA catabolic process
Molecular function (GO): nucleic acid binding; endonuclease activity
Source: RefSeq, a predicted model, not a curated record